AUGUCAAAACAACCAGAUAAUACGUAUGUACCAAAGUUCAUCAAGGAUACGCCGUGGUAUGCUGGGGAACAUCAACGUGAAGAAACGACCGAGAAAAACAUCAAAGACCGGUUCAUCAAGCAUAAGGGAGUGGGAAAGGAAUGCAAAAAUUGCGGAAUGCCUCAUAAUGAGAAGGACUGUUUUGAAAAACCGAAAAGGCGGAAGGUCAAUAAACAGUCGGAUACGAUAAUGGUACGAGAUACCGAUGAUUGGGACAGUAAACGUGAUAAAUGGUUUGGAUACAAUGCUGAUGAAGAAUACCAAGAACAGCUAGCUAAAUGGAAUGCAAAUGAAGCCAAGAAGCAAAGAGCGAAAUUACUGAAAGACCUGAGUGCACAAGUAGAUCUACUAUACAGUUGGAUGAUCCAAGGUGGGGAAGUAAAUUUAACAGAAGCUGAGCAAGUUGAGUUGGAAAAGGAGAUUUUAGAUGAAUAUUGUGGAGAAGGGGUCAAGAGAUGUUUGCAAGACACAGGUGAUUUGGCUAAUGAAGGGUUUGUAGGUGAAUCCAAAGUAAACGAGUUUGAAGGUAGUAAGGUGUUUGCAUGGGGAAGGGAGAAAGGGAGUGAUACCACUGUGGCUAUGAAAGGUCCUGGCGGAAGCCAUGGUUCAGAUGGGCAAACUAAAAACCAAGAUAAAUCCGCCAUUGAAGAGAAACGCAGAAAAUUACUAGAAAAGUACAAAUAA
This is a messenger RNA of Komagataella phaffii GS115, 723 nucleotides long. RefSeq lists its product as hypothetical. Gene Ontology annotation, cellular component: spliceosomal complex. NCBI's taxonomy places the organism in Eukaryota, Fungi, Ascomycota, Pichiomycetes, Pichiales, Pichiaceae. Gene Ontology annotation, molecular function: pre-mRNA 3'-splice site binding. The record is from RefSeq and is a predicted model, not a curated record. Gene Ontology annotation, biological process: mRNA splicing, via spliceosome. The transcript has a single exon. Bases 1 to 723 code for a protein of 240 amino acids.